GGGCCCGCCCCCUGACGUCGAGCACUGGGGAGGCCAGAAGGUUUCUGGCGGCGUCGGCGCCAUUUUGCCGGGGCCUGCGACCGAGUGGGAGUGGAGUGGAGUGGCCGUUGUUGCUGACUCUUUCCUCCUCCCCACGGUCCAGUCAGCGGGUUGAUUAGGUCAUCGGCCCUCGAGCCGAGACUUGUCUCUUAUUUAGUUCUGGGGGAGCGCCUGGCCGACAUGAGUGACAUAGAGGAGAACAACUUCGAGGGCAGAGAGUCUCGCUCUCAGUCAAAAUCUCCAACGGGAACUCCUGCUCGUGUAAAAUCGGAGAGCAGGUCAGGAUCUCGUAGUCCAUCAAGAGUUUCCAAACACUCUGAAUCCCAUUCUCGAUCAAGAUCAAAAUCCAGGUCAAGGUCAAGGAGGCAUUCUCAUAGACGUUACACUCGAUCCAGAUCCCACUCUCACUCUCACAGGAGACGAUCUCGAAGUAGGUCAUAUACACCAGAAUACCGGCGACGAAGGAGCCGAAGUCAUUCUCCAAUGUCUAACCGGAGAAGACAUACAGGCAGCAGGGCAAAUCCAGAUCCCAACACUUGUCUUGGAGUGUUUGGCCUCAGUUUGUAUACAACAGAAAGAGAUCUUCGUGAAGUAUUUUCUCGAUAUGGACCAUUGAGUGGUGUCAAUGUAGUUUAUGAUCAGCGAACUGGGAGAUCUCGAGGAUUUGCUUUUGUGUAUUUUGAGAGAAUAGAUGAUUCCAAGGAGGCUAUGGAAAGAGCAAAUGGAAUGGAGCUGGAUGGUAGAAGAAUUCGUGUGGAUUAUUCUAUCACCAAGAGAGCACACACACCUACACCAGGCAUCUACAUGGGCAGACCAACUCAUAGUGGUGGCGGUGGUGGUGGUGGAGGUGGCGGCGGAGGUGGAGGAGGCGGCAGACGUCGAGAUUCCUACUAUGAUAGAGGAUAUGAUCGUGGGUAUGACAGAUAUGAAGACUAUGAUUACCGGUACAGAAGAAGAUCGCCCUCUCCUUAUUAUAGUCGUUACAGAUCACGAUCAAGAUCUCGUUCCUAUAGUCCAAGACGCUAUUGAUAAUGGAAUGGUUGCAGUUGAGAACGUUUUUUCUCUUUCUUUUUUUCUGUCUUUCUCUUUUUUUCUGUAAUUCUGGAUUUCCCCACGCUUCUGAUCCUUCCUACUCCUUAAAAAAAACUUUAAAAAACUCUGUGGUUUAUUCAGCAUCUACACUUUUGUCAAUUGUGUUGCUGUUUUCCACCCCUUUUAUUGUACUCUUAAAGAUGUAAUUGUUGUCAUUUGAGUAGUUAAACAUCUUGAGUAAAAAAGGAACCCCAGUGUUAAAAUGCUUUGUAAAUGAUUUUUCUUUGCUUUCACAGAAGAUAAACUCCUACCUAAUCCCAUGGAGAAAGAAAUGAUGUUUUAAAAGCUUCUUUUGUGUUAGAUAUUGUAUUAGAGAUCUGCAUUUAUGAUGAGCUCCCUUUUUUUUUUUUUUUUUUUUUAAUUUUCUUUGGGGAAAAUAUUAAUAGUAACACUUGCAGUAGUUCAGUCAUGUCAGGUUUGUCUGGGGUGUCAUGGAGCAGUCAAAUAGUUGAGUUUAGAAAGUUUGAAGCUAUAGAAGAAAACACUUGCCCAUUUCUUUGGAAGUACAGAAUUUUUGAACCUUAAAAAUUAAGUCAUUUUUAGAGUUGAAAAGCUCGCAGACUCCUACAAAACAUGUAUUUGAAAUACAUGUUAAACCUUAAAAACUUAAAGUGUGAUUUUUGUGUUAAACUUAUUGAAGUUUAAGUAUUCCCUUAAUCAGUGAAGGACAACCCUUAUUUAUUACCUAGAGCAAUUGUAUAAUUUGCUGUUAGAAAUUUUGGUAUUGGGACAAUGGUUAAGCAGGUUAUUGUAUAGUGUAGAGUCCUUAGAAGACACAUGUGGGGAAAUGUCAUCUUUCAAAUAAAAGUUAAUUUCUUUGAAAA
Molecule: messenger RNA, 1955 nt
Organism: Lemur catta (Ring-tailed lemur)
Lineage: Eukaryota; Metazoa; Chordata; Mammalia; Primates; Lemuridae
Gene: TRA2A
Product: transformer 2 alpha homolog
Exons: 8
Coding region: 220-1068 (282 amino acids)
Biological process (GO): positive regulation of mRNA splicing, via spliceosome
Cellular component (GO): spliceosomal complex
Molecular function (GO): RNA binding
Source: RefSeq, a predicted model, not a curated record